AUGUGUUUAACUGAAACUAUUAAUUUAUCGAAGAGUGAUACCGAUGAAAAUCGGAAACCGGAAACGCGUAUUAUCACUCUUAAUUAUGGUGAUGAUCUCGACCAGUUAGUAUUUCGUUUCCAGAAAGGCUGGUAUGUACGUUUUGUUCGUGGUUCAAGUCUUUUGGGACGUGAUGUGAAUGUCUUUACGUCAAUUUCGGGUAAGAUAUCCUGGAAUGAGGGUACUGAUGAAUUUGCAACAUUUGCUGAAAUUAAAUGUGAACAAUCUGGUGCUUUCUCAUAUCAUUUUAUUGUUGAUAAUGAAAGUAAAAUAGCUGGUAGUGGAUACAUUCUGGUUAUGCCAAUUUUAUUCCUCAAUAAACAUCCAUUACUUCUGAAUGCAGUAACAUGUAUCACACAUAUCUCAAAACUUCUUGGUACAUUUGAUAUGUGGGAGAAACGUUUACAAAUAGCUGCAAAAGCAAAAUAUAAUAUGAUUCAUUUCACUCCUGUUCAACAACUUGGAAUUUCAAAUAGCAGUUAUUGUAUUGCUGAUCCAAUGCAAUUGAAUCCGAAUUUCAAUACAGCCGGAAAACAGUAUACAUAUGACGAUUUGGCAAUAUUAAUAAAAAAUCUCGAAAAAGAUUAUCAUUUAUUAUCAAUACAAGAUGUUGUAUGGAAUCAUGCAGCUCGUAAUGCUUUAUGGCUUUUAGAACAUCCAGAAUGCGCUUAUAAUUUAAAAAAUAGUCCACAUUUGCGACCAGCUUAUAUUCUUGAUCGACUUUUAUAUCAUUUUGGUAUGGAUAUUAUGAAUGGAAAAUAUAAGAAUCGAAAUCUUAGCAAGGAAAUUAAUAGUGUUGAACAUUUAAGAACUAUCCUUGACAUUUUGCGCAAUGAAAUUUUACCACAAUUGAGAGUUCACGAAUUCUUUCAAGUUGACAUUGAGAAAAUGGUGACAGAAUUUGAAAAAUAUGUCGAAGAAGGAGCAUCUCCAGAAGUACGAGAUGAAAUGUUAGAAUCAAAGCCAGGAUUGAACUGGAAUCGAUUUGGCUUCAUCGUUGACAUGAAUCAUGCAAAUAUGAUUUUUAACAGAGAAAGGAAUGAUGCUUGUGAUGAGAAAGAUAGACAAUGGAAGUGUUUGGAAGCAUUUCAAGCACAUCUUCAAUUCCUGAAUGAAAAAGCAUUGAAAACAGGUGCAGAAAUUUAUGAAAAUAUAUUGCAAGCUUGUGCUGGUCAUAUUUCUUAUGAACGAAUUGAUCAGUCGGGACCGAAACGACGUGAAUUAACCGAGAUUUUCGGGCUUGUCACGCAAUAUUUUGUACAACCAUUUCCAUCACUGUCUUCAUGGAAAGAUGAGGAGAAAUUUGCUUAUAACAAUGAAACAGCUGAAAAAAUAAUGGCAUGUAAUGGAUGGGUUAUGAAUGAUAAUCCAUUAUCAAAUUUUGCACAUUAUCCAUCGCAGGUUUACCUGAUGAGACAUUUGGUAUGUUGGGGUGAUUGUAUUAAGUUAAAUUAUGGCGAAAAGCCGGAAGAUUGCCCGUAUUUAUGGGAUCUGAUGAAGAAAUACACUCAACGUUGUGCAAAAAUAUUUCAUGGUUUACGUAUUGAUAAUUGUCACAGUACACCAAUACAUGUUGCUGAAUAUUUAUUAAAAGCUGCUCGUGAAAUACGACCAGAUAUCUAUGUUAUAGCAGAACUUUUCACACAGAGUGAAAAUUUGGAUAAUAUUUUUGUAAAUCGACUUGGAAUAACUUCUUUAAUACGAGAAGCUCAAAAUGCUCCAAUAAGUUUUGAACAAGGUCGUUUAAUUUAUCGAUUUGGCGGUGAUGUAUUAGGUGGAUUUAUUCAAAAAUCAAUUCAAGAUGCAAGAUCUUGCAUAGCACCAGCUUUAUUCUUUGAUCAAACACAUGAUAAUCCUUCAGCUAUUGAAAAACGUUCCGUUUAUGAUUGUAUACCAACAGCAGCAAUGCUAGCAAUGGCAAACUGUGGUAUUGGCAGUGUUCGAGGAUAUGAUGAACUUGUCCCUUAUAAGAUAGAUGUUGUUAGUGAAACACGUAAUUAUACGACGUGGGAUGAAGUAAAACAAUCGUCUACUAUUAUUCCAGCACGUGCCGCACUGAAUAGCUUGCAUGUUUGGCUUGCAGAACAUAAUUAUACUCAGAUUUAUGUUGAUCAACGAACACCGGAUAUUGUAGCUGUAACACGACAUAAUCCGGUAACUCACGAAAAAGUUAUUAUGCUUGCAUAUACUGCUUUCAAUAAGAAUGCCAUUUGCUAUGAUUGUCCAGCAGUUGAAGAUUUGACAUUUACUGGUGUAUUGGAUGAAAUUGUAUUGGAAAUCGAAUUUUCCUAUACGGAUAAAGGACGACAAGAAAGUGAAGACAAAAUUGUUGGUUUAAAUGGUGCUAAAGUGGAAGUUCGAGAGCAUUUGAAAGGAAAUGAUUCGAAAUUAGCAAUCAUCAAACAGUAUGAAACAAAUGGCAAACUUCAUCUGAAACAUUUUCCUUCCGGAUCAGUUAUUGUUAUAAAAGUAUCACCAAUUAAGAAAGCUACAGAAGCAAUCAAAUUGAUUCGUGAUUAUUUAUCUGGAAAGAAUGAUUUCAUAAAAACAUAUUUUGUGAAUGCAUUAAAACAAUCAACUCUGCAAACUUUCAAUAUACUUUUAUUCCGAUGUGCUGCAGAAGAUGAGGAUGAUUUCGGAUCAAGCUCUUAUAAUAUACCUCAUUGGAAAACAUUAGAUUAUUGUGGUUUACAAGGAUUAUUACCAUAUUUAAAUAAUAUUCGGUUUGAUAAUGAUCUCGGACAUCCGAUAUGUCAAAAUUUACGUGAUGGCUUAUGGCUUUGUGAUUAUAUUUACCAUAGGCUCAGUAAGCAUAAUCCAAUGUUGACAGAAAUUGCUCGUAUUAUUCGAAUUUUAUUCUUACCACUUCAUGAAGUACCAUAUGAUUUAAGACCUUGCUAUUUUGAAGCAUUAUUUUCGCUAAUUUAUGAAACAACAUUGGAACAGUUGAUGAAAAAAUUAAGUCGACCAUUUGUAACAGCAUCGAUAUAUGUUCAAUCAUUAGCGCUAUCUUCUGUAGCUUUUCUUGGAGCAGUUAAAAAUUCAAAGUUAGCGCUUCUACCGGAUGGAUAUAAGAUAGAAGAUGAUCUGCCUUCAUCUCUUUCCGCUGGUUUACCGCAUUUCUCAACUGGAUUUUGGAGAAAUUGGGGACGAGAUACUUUCAUCGCAUUACCUGGUUGCUGCCUUGUUACAGGUCGAUUUCAGGAUGCACGAAACUUAAUCCUGUCAUAUGGUGGUGCAAUAAGACAUGGAUUAAUACCGAAUCUUUUGGAUGGUGGAUACGGUGCACGUUAUAAUGCUCGUGAUGCUGUUUGGUUCUGGUUGUAUGCCAUUGUGAAGUAUAUUGAAAUGGUUCCACAAGGUGUCGAGAUUCUCAAAAGUAAAGUACUUCGUAUAUUCAUCCAUGAUGAUACCAUCUAUGGUCAUGACUUAACUGAGCAGUAUCUUGCUGAUACGAUGCAAGAAGCACUUAUGAGACAUUUUAAUGGAAUAGAAUUUAUAGAACGUAAUGCUGGCCCUAGAAUUGAUGAACAUAUGCAGGAGCAAGGCUUUCAUGUAAAAGCAUAUGUUGACCACACUACGGGUUUUAUAUUUGGCGGUAAUAUCUAUAAUUGCGGUACAUGGAUGGAUAAGAUGGGAAGUUCUGAGAAAGCUGGUAAUAAAGGUUGGCCAGCAACACCCAGAGAUGGUGCUGCUGUUGAAUUGCAGGGCCUUUGUUUUGCAGUUAUUGAAAAAUUAGAUGAAUUGUAUCAGAAAAAAUUCUAUCCGUACGAAGGAGUCUUUAAUGAAAAUGAAAUUUGGACAUGGCAAAAAUGGGCGAAUAUUAUGAAAAAUAAUUUCGAACGCUUUUUUUAUGUAGCUGACAAUGACUUAUCACAGUACGUAAAUAGACGUGGUAUAAUUAAAGAUACGUAUGGUUCCACGCAAGGUUAUACUGAUUAUCAAUUAAGACCGAAUUUCUCGAUUGCAUUAGCCGUGGCUCCAAAACUGAUAGCUCCAGAAAAAGCUUGGCAAGCACUGCAAAUUGCAGAGAAAGAAUUACUUGGGCCAUUGGGUAUCAAAACUCUUGAUCCAAGUGAUUAUAAUUAUUGUCCAUUCUACAAUCAAGACGAUGAUAGUACGGAAAAGAAAACAGCUCGAGGUUGGAGCUAUCAUCAAGGCCCGGAAUGGUUAUGGGUAGGAAUGUUUUUUUAUCGAGCAAAAUUAUCCAUAGCAAAAAUAAUCAGCGAAGAAAAGAAUACAGCGGAAUUUUAUGAGAAAGCAAAACGAUUCGUACGAUCACGAAUGGGUGCUUAUUGGGAACAUUUGAAGCAUUCAACUUGGGCAUCACUACCUGAAUUAACCAAUGCAAAUGGCUCUCCAUGUUAUCAUUCAUGUGGUGCACAAGCAUGGAGUAUUGGUUGCAUGCUGGAAAUGGUUGAUGAAUUAUAUGAAUUACAUAAAUUUUAA
This is a messenger RNA of Brugia malayi, 4488 nucleotides long. It is a transcript of the gene Bma-agl-1, whose product is annotated as Amylo-alpha-1,6-glucosidase family protein. Bases 1 to 4488 code for a protein of 1495 amino acids. Gene Ontology annotation, molecular function: amylo-alpha-1,6-glucosidase activity; 4-alpha-glucanotransferase activity. The transcript has 30 exons. Lineage: Eukaryota; Metazoa; Nematoda; Chromadorea; Rhabditida; Onchocercidae. Gene Ontology annotation, biological process: glycogen catabolic process; glycogen biosynthetic process. The record is from RefSeq and is a predicted model, not a curated record.